This is a messenger RNA of Lactuca virosa, 1416 nucleotides long. NCBI's taxonomy places the organism in Eukaryota, Viridiplantae, Streptophyta, Magnoliopsida, Asterales, Asteraceae. The record is from the annotation of a GenBank genome assembly.
CCCCGAUCAAAGGCCUCACACACUCCAAUGGCUGAAUCAAUUCUAAUUUCGCAUCCGUCUUCUCUCUUCUCAACUACCACCACCACCACUUCCAUUUCCAACCUCCGUCACUCCCACCAUGAAAUACAACCAUAUUUCACUCGGAACCCCAUCUCUCUCCGUUGUCAAGCUGUUGCCGGAGCCGGAGCUGGUCCCGCCAGCCCCGCCGCUACUCCCACCCCCAUCAAGAGAAAGAACAGAUACGAAAUGGAGAACCUAACAACAUGGUUACUAAAGCAAGAACAAGCUGGCCAUAUCGACGCAGAAUUAACCAUAGUUCUAUCAAGCAUUUCAUUGGCUUGCAAGCAAAUUGCUUCCUUAUUACAAAGGUCCAGCAUUAUCAACCUGACUGGGGCUCAGGGAACCAUGAACAUCCAGGGUGAAGACCAGAAGAAGCUCGAUGUCAUCUCUAAUGAGUUGUUCUGCAAUUGUUUAAGAUCAAGUGGUCGAACUGGGAUCAUAGCAUCAGAGGAGGAAGACGUGCCUGUGGCAGUUGAGGAAACCGAUUCUGGGAACUACAUUGUUGUGUUUGACCCGAUCGAUGGAUCUGCUAACAUCGACAUCGCCUUAACAACCGGUUCUAUUUUUGGCAUAUACGCUCCCGAUGAACAAUGCCUCGUUGAUUACGACAAUGACACGUUAGAUGAGGCUAAAGAGAAGUGUAUCGUGAGCGUUUGUCAGCCUGGAAGCAACUUAUUAGCCGCAGGAUACUGUUUGUAUUCGAGCUCAGUGGUGUUCACGGUUUCGAUAGGGAACGGAGUGCAUGGAUUCACGCUUGAUCCAGCAUAUGGAGAAUUCGUGCUGACACAUGAGGAUAUAAAGAUACCAAAAUCAGGAAGAAUUUACUCUUUUAACGAAGGGAAUUUUGAUCUUUGGGAUAGUAAGUUGCAGAACUACCUCAACCAUCUACGAAAACCAGGUGGACCAAAUGGAAAACCGUAUUCAGGGAGAUAUAUUGGGUGUCUUGUUGGUGAGAUUCAUAGAAUGUUGCUUUAUGGUGGUAUCUAUGGUAACCCUAAGAAUGAGAAAGCAAAAAGUGGGAAUUUGAGGUUGUUGUAUGAAUGUGCACCGAUGAGUUAUUUGGUGGAACAAGCCGGUGGGAAAGCCAUUGAUGGUGUCCAGAGGAUUCUUGAUAUUCAACCUGACCAGAUUCACCAGCGCACUCCAAUUUUCAUCGGAAGCCCAGAUGAAAUCGAUAAGCUUGCGACAUAUUUGGCUUAAAAUUUGGUUUGGAUGAUAUUUAUUGAACUUGAGCAAGGAUUCAUUUUGGUCAUACAUUCCGAGGAUAAGAUAAUCAGAAAUGUAAGUUACAAUUCAUGGAAAUUCAGAUUAAUAAGUUGAUAAAUGAUAAUGCAAUCACAGGGCUUUUAUCACCCA